This is a messenger RNA of Suncus etruscus (white-toothed pygmy shrew), 6091 nucleotides long. It is a transcript of the gene PEAK1, whose product is annotated as pseudopodium enriched atypical kinase 1. The coding region runs from base 198 to 5420 and encodes 1740 amino acids. Gene Ontology annotation, molecular function: protein kinase activity; ATP binding. The record is from RefSeq and is a predicted model, not a curated record. NCBI's taxonomy places the organism in Eukaryota, Metazoa, Chordata, Mammalia, Eulipotyphla, Soricidae. Gene Ontology annotation, cellular component: focal adhesion; actin cytoskeleton. The transcript has 5 exons. Gene Ontology annotation, biological process: protein phosphorylation.
GGAAUGACGAGUUCCUAUAGACUUCGCUCCAUACACAUAUUCACAAUAACCCCUGCCUUCAACAUCCCACACUAAUAUGAUUGAUCAAACUUACAAGAGCUGCUAUGUAUGAUACAGAAGUAGCAUGAAAAUUAAUGCAAGGAAGUUUGGCCAUGCACUGAAAGGAAAGCACUGUCUGUGAAGUUUUCUAUUUAAAAAUGUCUGCUUGUAAUGCCUUUACUGAACACGUUUGGAAACCUGGUGAAUGCAAGAACUGCUUUAAACCUAAGAGCUUGCAUCAGCUUCCCCCAGACUCUGAGAAGGCGCCCGUCACCCAUGGCAAUGUGAAAACGAAUGCCAAUCAUAGUAACAAUCACCGUAUCAGGAAUACAGGAAACUUCCGGCCUCCUGUGGCUAAAAAACCCACUAUAGCUGUGAAGCCCACUAUGAUGGUGGCAGAUGGACAAAGUGUAUGUAGUGAGCUUAGUAUACAAGAGCACUGUGAGAACAAGCCUGUCAUCAGAGGGUGGAACAGAAACAGAACAGCUUUGAACCAGAAACCACUUAAUAAUAAUAAUGAAGAUGAUAUUGAAGGGCUUAGCCAUGUUCCUAAAUCUUAUGGAAAUAAUGAUAGUGCAAAGAAGGCAUCGAAUAACAAUAAUGGACUAACUGAAGUGUUAAAGGAAAUAGCAGGCUUGGAUACAGCCUCUCAGGUCACAGGAAAUGAGGCAAAUUCCAGAGAAACAUUUUUAGGCAGGAUAAAUGAUUGUUAUAAAAGAUCACUGGAAAGAAAGCUUCCACCAAGUUGCAUGAUGGGUGGGAUAAAGGAUACUCAGGGCAAACAUGUUAAUCUGAGUGGGAGCACAGAGGUGAUCAGUAAUGAAGGGGGCCGAUUCUGUUACCCAGAAUUUUCUAGUGGAGAGGAGAGUGAGGAAGACAUACUUUUCAGUAACUUGGAGGAGGAGCAUGAGAGCUGGGAUGAGAGUGAUGAAGAGCUGUUGGCCAUGGAGAUUCGCAUGAGAGGGCAGCCUCGAUUUGCGAACUUUAGAGCAAACACUUUGUCUCCUGUUCGAUUCUUUGUGGACAAAAAAUGGAAUACUGUUCCCCUGCGAAAUAAAUCUCUGCAGAGAAUUUGUGCUGUGGAUUAUGAUGAUAGCUACGAUGAAAUCCUGAAUGGUUAUGAAGAGAACUCUGUGCUCCCCUAUGGACCAGGAAGCAUGGUGUCAUCUGACUCCACGUCACCAGAUUCUUCCUUAACAGAAGACUCGCGUUCGGAAACAGCCAGUAGUUCAUCCCAAAAAGUUUGUAAUGGGGGAAUAUCACCUGCUAAACCAGGAGAUUCUAAGGACAUGAAGGAAGGUAUGCCUAAUUUUGAAAGCCUCUCUGGUAACAGUCAGGAAAAGGAUUCAUCGCAAACAUCUAAAACUUCAGCAAAAGCCCCAGAGACACACAAAGCUGUUCUUGCCCUUCGAUUGGAAGAGAAGGAUGGCAAGAUUGCUGUACAGACUGAGAAGCAAGAAUGUAAAGCCUCCACAGAUAUUGCUGGGCAAGCAGUAACCAUCAACCUGGUUCCUAUAGAAGAGCAAGCAAAGCCCUACAGAGUUGUGAAUCUGGAACAGCCAUUGUGCAAACCAUACACUGUAGUAGACGUGUCAGCAGCCAUGGCCAGUGAGCAUACUGAGGGCGCUGUUAAGGGCUCCAAGACAAAAAGCUCGUCUUCUACUCCAAACUCUCCAGUAACAUCACCUACAGUCACAUCAGGACAAAUAAAUGCCCAUUUCCCAAAAUCCAGUGCAAUUCGAUACCAGGAAGUAUGGACUUCCAGUACCAGUCCACGACAAAAGAUACCUAAGGUGGAAUUAAUUAGUGGUGGAACUGGGCCAAAUGUCCCUCCAAGGAAAAACUGUCACAAAUCAGCACCAACUUCACCCACAGCAACCAACAUUUCCUCCAAAACCAUCCCUGUCAAGUCACCUAAUUUGUCUGAAAUAAAAUUUAAUAGUUAUAAUAAUGCUGGCAUGCCACCUUUUCCCAUCAUCAUUCAUGAUGAGCCAACUUACGCUCGGAGUUCCAAAAAUGCCAUCAAAGUUCCUAUUGUAAUCAACCCAAAUGCUUAUGACAAUCUGGCCAUUUACAAAAGUUUUCUCGGAACAAGUGGAGAACUCUCAGCGAAGGAAAAAACCACAAGUAUCAUAAGCCAUACUUACGAAGAAAUAGAAACUGAGAACAAAGUGUCUGAUAAUACCACUAGCAAACCCAAUGAAUGUCCGCAGGCUAAAGGGUUUUCAAACAGCACAGAGCGUAAAAGGGGCUCAGUGGCUCAAAAGGUUCAAGAAUUUAACAGCUGCCUUAACCGAGGUCAAUCUUCACCACAGAGAAAUUAUAGUUCUAGCCACAACUCCCCGACAAAGAUCCAGAGAACCACUCAAGAACCUAUGGCCAAAACAGAAGGCAUUCAGGAGUGUCAGAUGGCAGGCGGCGGCAGCACCACCCGGGAGAAAGCUAGUACAGUGCUUUCUCAGAUUGUGGCUUCUAUCCACCCACCACAGUCACCCCCGGAAAUGCCUCAGUCUGGUCCUAAAGCUUGCAGUGUAGAAGAACUUUAUGCAGUCCCACCAGAUGCUGAUGCUGCUAAGAUUACACCUAAGGGCACACCAGUCCGGCCCAAAUCUCUCUUUAUUGCUCAGCCCAGCGGCGAGGCUGAAACAUCUCAGACCACUGAAAGUCCUACAACCAAAGUACAGAAAGAUCCACUCACAAAGCCACUCACCACUCUUGCCUCGAAAAUGAGCCACCAAAAUGAGCCAUCACCUCCUUUUCCUCCACCUCGCUCUACUUCUUCUCCUUACCAUGCAAGUAACCUUUUGCAAAAGCAUUUUACCAAUUGGACCAAGCCAACCAGUCCUACCAGAUCAACAGAAGCUGAAUCUAUUUUGCACUCUGAAGGUAGCAGGAGGGCAGCUGACGCAAAGCCUAAACGCUGGAUAUCUUUCAAAAGCUUCUUUCGCCGUAGGAAAACAGAUGAAGAGGAUGACAAAGAGAAAGAGCGUGAGAAAGGGAAAUUGGUGGGUCUAGAUGGGACCGUCAUCCAUAUGCUGCCACCUCCUCCAGUUCAGCGCCAUCACUGGUUCACAGAGGCAAAAGGAGAGUCCAAUGAGAAGCCUGCUAUUGUCUUCAUGUACAGGUGUGAACCUCCCUCUGGCCAGCUCAACAUUGAUCAGAGCAAGUCCAGGACAGACCAGUCCACAGCCACACAGAAGGCUGGAAUGGAGGAUGGGUUACCACAGGACUCAGAGAAAAAGAAAAGAAGUCACUCUUCUCCAGCACAAGCUCCUAAAAAGAUUCUCAGCCAUGAAGUGACAGAGGAUUUUUCUCCUCGGGACCCAAGAACUGUACUUGUGAAGCAAGAUGGUGGAGGGGAUGCUUCUGUCACACCAGGAUUGCCUUUGACCAAACUGGAAGGGGAGGAAGAAAAGGACAUUUCAGAGCCUGUGGACCUGAAUCCCUGUAGUGCAACAUACAGCAAUUUAGGGCAAUCAAGAGCAGCCAUGAUACCUCCCAAGCAUCCUCGGCAGCCUAAGGGAGCUUCGGAUGACACCGUAGCCUUUGGUGAGAAAACAGACCAAGAAACACUUAGUGCUUCCCAGCCCACACCGCCUCCACUGCCAAAGAAAAUGAUUAUAAGAGCCAAUACAGAACCAAUUCCCAAAGACUUCCAAAAAUCUCUGGAAACCAGUCUUUGUGUUGUGGCUAAUCCUACCUAUGACAUUGAUCCCAACUGGGAUGCCAGCAGUGCUGGCUCUUCCAUCAGUUACGAACUCAAGGGACUGGACAUUGAGUCUUGUGACUCUUUGGAGAGACCGUUGCACAAGGAAAGGCGUUUCCCCUCUGCAGCAAACAGCACCUCCAGCCUAACCACUCUCAGUAUUAAGGACAGAUUUUCCAACAGUAUGGAGUCCCUAUCCAGCCGGCGUGGUCCCUCUUACAGACAUGGACGAAGCAUACAGAAACCACAAAGACAAGCACUUUAUCGAGGACUUGAUAACCGGGAAGAAGUAGUUGGCAAAAUCCGAAGCCUUCAUACUGAUGCCUUGAAGAAAUUGGCUAUUAAAUGCGAAGACCUCUUCAUGGCUGGCCAGAAAGACCAGCUCCGUUUUGGUGUGGACAGCUGGUCAGAUUUUAGGCUAACCAGUGACAAGCCAUGUUGUGAGGCAGGUGAUGCAGUUUACUAUACAGCUUCAUAUGCAAAAGAUCCACUUAAUAACUAUGCAGUCAAGAUCUGUAAGAGCAAAGCUAAAGAAUCUCAGCAGUAUUAUCACAGCUUGGCUGUCCGGCAGAGUCUAGCUGUCCACUUUAACAUCCAGCAGGACUGUGGACAUUUUCUUGCUGAAGUUCCUAACCGUCUACUUCCCUGGAACAAUCCUGAUGCUCCUGAAGAGGACGAUGAUGAAGUGGAGGAGACUCGAGAAGAGGUGACAGAAGAAAUGGAUGAGAAAAACUCCAAACCCUGCCUUGAAAGAGAAUCAUCCCAGAAGGAAGGCCAAGGAGUCAUUAGCAAGAAACAGAGAAGCCAUGUUGUGGUCAUCACCCGAGAGGUUCCCUGUCUUACCGUGGCUGAUUUUGUGCGAGACUCUUUGGGUCAGCAUGGGAAAAGCCCUGAUCUGUAUGAGAGACAAGUAUGUUUGCUGCUUCUACAGCUGUGCUCUGGUCUUGAACACCUCAAACCCUACCACGUCACUCACUGCGACCUUCGCCUAGAGAACCUGCUGCUGGUCCACUACCAGCCUGGUGGAACUGUCCAGGGCCUUGGGUUGACUGAGCCUGGCCCCACUUCCUCUUGUCCCACAAGACUCAUAGUAAGCAACUUCUCUCAGGCCAAGCAGAAGAGCCAUCUGGUAGACCCAGAGAUCCUCCGGGACCAUUCCCGCCUCGCCCCAGAGAUCAUUACAGCCACCCAGUAUAAGAAGUGUGAUGAGUUCCAGACCGGAAUCCUCAUCUAUGAAAUGUUGCAUCUGCCCAACCCCUUUGAUGAGAACCCAGAUCUAAAGGAGAAGGAAUACACCAGGGCAGACCUGCCUCGCAUCCCUCUGCGCUCCCCCUACUCCCGGGGCUUGCAGCAGCUGGCGAGCUGCCUCCUAAAUCCCAACCCUUCUGAGCGGAUCCUCAUUUCUGAUGCCAGAAGUAUCCUCCAGUGUCUGCUCUGGGGCCCCCGGGAAGAUCUCUUCCAGACUUUCACUGCCUCCACCAGCCCAGUGCAGAGGAACACCCUGCUCCAAAAUUGGCUAGACAUCAAGCGAACCCUGCUGAUGAUCAAGUUUGCUGAAAAGUCACUGGACAGAGAGGCAGGAGUCAGCCUUGAGGACUGGCUUUGUGCUCAGUAUUUGGCUUUUGCUACUCCAGACUCUAUCAGCUGUAUUGUGAAAAUCCUGCAACACCGCUAACCUACCUGUUGCUGCUUUUACUCCCUUUUCAUCUGAAAUGACCCAUGCACUUCCCCUUCCCAAUGCUCACCCAGAAUUGAAGGAAAAAAGAAAGAUGAAUUUUCCACUCCUGCCUAUGAACAAAUGCAUUUCCCUGGAAGCUCAUCCAGUCAUACACAGCUCCAAAUCAAGUAAGAAGCUGAGUCUGUCUGAGCUUUAUAGAAAGUCAAUGCACAAACAAGCAUUUGCCUUGCUUUGGAACACUUUGCACCCCAAUCCACAAAUGCAAGUAAACAUGGAAACGCAUCCUUGAAAGAAAGGACAGAGCCUCUUUGGUAUGGACUCAGUGAGCAGUGUCCAGUUCCUCUGUAAUUCUGAAUAUUACCUGUCUUUUAUAAAUCCCAACUAUUUAUUCUCAUAAGCAAUAUAUAGACUUAACCAGUCUCUACUACUGUCCUCCCAUAAGUACCCACAACAGACAUCCUUCCCUUCAAGUAUUAGUAACUGACUUUCUUAUCAGGCAGAACUGCCAUCCUCAGCAUCAAACCAGUUAGGUUUCAGGGUCUGUAUCCUUGGUUCCAGCAAACAGUGGAAGGACAAGGCAGAAUCCCAGCUCUUGGAUCAUGGACCCCCUUUCACAGUUUUUGUUUCUAUUGUGUGUGUGUGUGUGUGUGUGUGUGUGUGUGUGUGUG